Messenger RNA from Trypanosoma grayi, 1302 nucleotides. RefSeq names its product putative tubulin tyrosine ligase protein. Gene Ontology annotation, biological process: protein polyglutamylation; microtubule cytoskeleton organization. The record is from RefSeq and is a predicted model, not a curated record. The coding region runs from base 1 to 1302 and encodes 433 amino acids. Gene Ontology annotation, cellular component: cilium. Gene Ontology annotation, molecular function: tubulin binding; ATP binding; tubulin-glutamic acid ligase activity. The transcript has a single exon. NCBI's taxonomy places the organism in Eukaryota, Euglenozoa, Kinetoplastea, Trypanosomatida, Trypanosomatidae.
AUGCCGUCAGGGGGGCGACGUGGGCGCGUCGGCCCCAUCCGCUUCCGCACCUUUCUGCGCAACACCGUUCUUGACGUGAUGCGCAGCCGCGGCUGGCUGGAGACCGAUAGCGACCUUGGGUGGGACUUCUUCUGGGCCGAUGUGGGGUGGAUACGUGAGAUGUACGACCACGUGCGGCUCGACGACGUGCAGCGGAUCAACCACUUCCGCAAUCACUUCGAGCUAACGCGGAAGGACCUCAUGGUGAAAAACUUGAAGCGGCUGCGCAGAGCUCUUGAGCGCGAGGGGCGCACAGAGGAGGCGAUGGAGCUCGACUUCUUCCCGGUGACCUUCUCGCUGCCACAGGAUUACGGUCUGUUCGAGAUGGAGUUCCGUCGCCAGCAAAACGCCGUUUGGAUUAUGAAGCCACCAGCGAAGGCGCAAGGCAAAGGCAUCUUUCUAUUCUCGAAAAUUUCACAGGUCGCGGAGUGGCGCAAGGACUACAAGCAACGACAGGGUGGUACACUUGGCGAGAAGCCAGGCGGCGCUUACGGCAGCGAGCAGGUGGAGCCGUACUUGGCACAGCGCUACAUUGACAACCCACACCUGGUGGGCGGAAAGAAGUAUGACCUGCGCGUCUAUGUCCUCGUUACGGGCUACAGCCCACUCACGGUGUGGUUGCAUCGCAGCGGUUUCGCACGCUUUUGUCAUCAACGUUUCUCACUGAAGGAUAUUGAGAAUACAUUCAUUCAUGUGACAAACGUGGCAGUGCAGAAGACGAACCCAAAGUACACUCCGUCUUCCGGCUGCAAGUACGGCCUUCGCAAUCUUCGGCAGUAUAUCACCGCUUCACGUGGGGUGGAAGCUGCACAGAAACUCUUUGAUGACAUUCAGAGUAUGAUUCUACGCUCUCUUCAGGCAGUGCAAAAAAUCAUUGUCCAUGACAAGCAUUGCUUUGAGCUGUAUGGAUAUGAUGUUAUGAUUGACAACGAGUUGCACCCGUGGCUUAUUGAGACAAACGCCUCUCCAUCUCUUUCUGCGGAGACUCCUGCAGACUACCACUUGAAAUUCAACAUGUUGGAGGACAUGUUCAAUGUCGUUGACAUUGAGAAGCGGCGGACGGGUGAUGAGGUGCGAGUUGGCGGAUUUGACUUGAUAUGGAAGAACGGGCCAGUGGGCCCCACACGCCGCGGGGAUGAAAAAAUCGGUGGGUCAAUACAGUCCUUUCUUGGCUGCGCGAACGAGUUUGAAAUUCCCAUUACACAUAUGCGAAUGCCACCUCGACUGCAGCAGCUAGACAGCAGCGAACGUCUUUUAACGUGA